GAGGUGUUUUACUUUGUCAACAAUGUUGUUCAUACGUUCUUUAGACGUCGUUUUUGACAAUUAGACACGACGAAUAAUUUUCAAACAAUCGCUGAUGUUAAUGGUAUCGGUCGAUGGUCGAGAUGUAAAACUAGCUCGAUUAUUUUUGAAACGAGAUAAGAGAGUGACCGAUGACGACAGUAGCGGUCGGGCCGGGUCGUCAAAGUUUCCUCUUGUCACUCGACGGUAUUCAGAUCACGCUUACUGUUGAAAGGAGGGUUAGGGUCAUCGACAAUUUUCCGCACGGUCACGGCACGAAGAGAUGAGGAUGGCAAGAUUGGUCAUACGAAUUAGCAGGUGCGCGGCAAAGACACUUGUCUCGCAUGGUAGAACCGAUUUAAUCGGCACGAUUCCAGCGAGAACACCGCUUCUCACCGCAAUACGCUCCAUAACCACAACUCGAUAUUUGAGAACUGAGCGAUGGUACACUGAUAAGCACGAAUGGGUAACAGUGGAUGGCAAAGUAGGCACGGUCGGUAUAUCGGAUUACGCGCAAGAGGCACUCGGAGACGUGGUUUACGUGCAACUUCCCGACGUAGGAUCCACGAUUAAGAAAGGAGAGGAAUGCGGGGCGCUGGAAUCGGUGAAGGCGGCUUCGGAAUUGAUAAGCCCGGUCAGUGGAAAAGUUAUAGAGAAGAAUGAAUCGGUUGAAAGUAAACCCUCCUUAAUUAAUACAUCUUGUUACAAGGACGGUUGGUUGUUUAAGGUAGAAUUAAGCGAAAAAGACGAAGUCAAGAGUCUAAUGAACGAAGAGAGUUACAAUACGUUCCUAAAAGAAACAGACGCACAUUAAACUCCAAUCUCACUCAUCUACUGAUGUAUGUUUGAACUGAAUUAACAAUUACACAUCAGGGAUUGCACUUUAGAAAUAAUACUCGUGAUUACAGCCAUGUCUUCAAUGUUAGAAAAUGAUGACGAUUGUGCGGUAGAGUAGUUAAUUUUUAAACAUAAUGAGAAAAGACUCUCAAAGGCAGUUUGUUGCAGUGGUUUCUUGUAUUGACAUAAUUUAAUCAGGACUAUAGAUAAAAUAAAUAACUGCUCAAGCAAUUCUCGACCCAGAUCAUGGACCCAGAGGAGAGUAUACCCCUAAACGAAUAUACUUUCUAUGUUUACAACUUGUACACCAACACAUCACAGUUUAUACAAAGUCCACGCUACAUGUGCCAUUAUACAUUCAUUAUAAAUGUAUCCAUGUUGCAUGAAGAGGAUAUAAUGUUACGAGAUUAACAUUAAUGUCUUAUAUCUUGAUCGUCGCGAGUAGAUUAUACAGCUGAAUUUACACAUUGAACAUUUAGCCCAAUAGAAAUUGAAUAACAUAUAUAUUGUGUAUAUAUAUA
Messenger RNA from Harpegnathos saltator (Jerdon's jumping ant), 1376 nucleotides. RefSeq names its product glycine cleavage system H protein, mitochondrial (gene ppl). Gene Ontology annotation, cellular component: glycine cleavage complex; mitochondrion; cytoplasm. The transcript has 3 exons. The record is from RefSeq and is a predicted model, not a curated record. NCBI's taxonomy places the organism in Eukaryota, Metazoa, Arthropoda, Insecta, Hymenoptera, Formicidae. The coding region runs from base 302 to 832 and encodes 176 amino acids. Gene Ontology annotation, biological process: protein lipoylation; glycine decarboxylation via glycine cleavage system.